UGAUAAAACACCUUCGAGUGCCCUUGUCGAUUCUAAAUCGGUGAUCGAUUCCUCUCCUGUCAUGAGUCCCUCGAGAACAAGCUCUCUACUCCAAUAAGAUAUGGCAUCUGGUUCCCUCCCUGCUACAUCAUAUUAACCGGCCAUUCUUACCGCGCUUCAUUUUUAUAUCCGAAAUGCGCGGUUUCAGGUUGCGUCCCUCCUGGUCCCCAGGGGCGCAUAUAGGAAAUACAACUCCCUCUAAGGGAUGCGUUCUGAAGGACCUAUACCCUGGGUUUCAUUCAAACAAACCCAACCAUGGAGUCUACAAUCGCCUCGCCCGACCUUUCUCGGGAGUCUCCGGCGCCAUUCGCAGCGGCGGAGCGCCUCGCAUCGACCGGAAUUUCAAACCAACAAUUGCUCUCCAUGCCCAGAAUAUACGGAUACCUACUCUAAGGUUCCGAGGGAUUGCACAAACUCGACUCUUGUCCUCCAACCCUCGAUCUUUGGGGGCCAAACCGAAUACUCAAUCAACGAAGGCUUCGCGCACCAACGAGGAGACAACGUCGGACAAGGAAGACGAGGAGACCGAUCAAGGAUUCGAGCUCUCUGAAAGAGCGGCUCAAGCGGCGCAGGUGAAUCUUAGCGCAAAACUGGCCAAGGACGGUGCUAGCGGCAAGAAAUCCGGCUUUAGAGAGAUAUGGAGGCUCUUGCGCAUUGCGCGUCCAGAAGCAAGGAAGCUCACAUUCGCCUUCUUCUUCUUGUUAGUCUCUUCUUCGAUCACAAUGUCACUGCCCUUUUCAAUUGGAAAGAUCAUGGAUGCGGCUACAAAAUCCACUGAAGCGGGUAGCGAUCAGCUCUUCGGCUUGAGCCCUGCGGUGUUUUACGGCGGUUUAGCCAGCGUUCUCGCAUUAGGCGCGGCUGCAAACUACGGUCGUAUUAUUAUCUUGAGAAUUGUGGGUGAGCGCAUCGUUGCCAGACUUCGUUCAAAAUUAUUCCGCCAGACCUUCAUCCAGGAUGCAGAAUUCUUUGACGCCAAUCGAGUCGGUGAUCUAAUUUCCCGUCUGAGCUCCGACACCAUUAUCGUUGGCAAAAGUAUUACCCAAAAUCUGUCAGAUGGACUGAGGGCUGGUGUUAGUGGUGCGGCUGGCUUCGGCAUGAUGGCAUAUGUCAGUCUCAAGCUGUCUAGUAUUCUGGCGCUAUUGCUUCCGCCCAUUGGCCUUGGUGCAUUCUUUUACGGGCGAGCGAUCCGAAACCUCAGCCGCAGGAUCCAAAGAAACCUGGGAACCCUGACCAAGAUCGCGGAGGAGCGCCUCGGCAACGUGAAAACUAGUCAAUCUUUCGCUGGCGAAGUGCUCGAGGUUAACAGAUAUAAUAACCAAGUCAGGAAGAUAUUCGAACUCGGAAAACAGGAGUCUUUGAUUAGUGCAACUUUCUUCAGUUCUACCGGACUCAUGGGCAACAUGACCGUUUUGGCACUUCUCUAUGUUGGAGGUGGUAUGGUCAAAUCUGGAGCCAUCAGCGUUGGAGAGCUUACAUCUUUCCUGAUGUACACUGCCUAUGCGGGAUCUAGCAUGUUUGGACUUUCUAGUUUCUACUCCGAGCUGAUGAAGGGUGUUGGAGCAGCAAGUCGGCUCUUUGAACUCCAAGACCGCAAGCCCACCAUUUCUCCAACUAAAGGUAAUAAGGUCGUCUCUGCUCGUGGCCCUAUUCGCUUCGAGAACGUUUCAUUCAGCUACCCUACCAGGCCUGCUGUUCCCAUCUUUACAGAUUUAAAUUUCGAAAUUCCCCAAGGCACUAAUGUCGCAAUCGUUGGCCCUUCGGGAGGCGGGAAAUCCACUAUCGCUUCGAUUCUUCUCCGCUUUUACAAUCCUACCCACGGGCGUGUUUUGGUUAAUGGCAACGAUAUCGGCGCGAUGAAUGCGAAAUCUCUUCGCAGGAAAAUUGGCGUCGUUGCCCAGGAGCCCGUUCUCUUUUCGGGGACGAUUGCUGAGAAUAUUUCAUACGGAACCCCUCAUUCAACUCGGUCAGAGAUUAUUGCAGCUGCAAGGAAGGCCAAUUGCCAGUUCAUCAGCGACUUUCCUGAUGGUCUUGACACUCAAGUGGGAGCUCGCGGAGCCCAACUCUCCGGGGGGCAAAAGCAACGAAUUGCAAUUGCUCGAGCACUCAUCAAAAACCCUGAUAUCCUGAUCCUAGAUGAAGCCACCUCUGCCCUGGACGCGGAAUCGGAGACACUAGUCAACAGUGCUCUUGCCGCACUUCUCCGGGGCAACAAUACGACGAUCAGCAUUGCCCACCGACUCUCCACUAUUAAGCGAUCUGAUUCAAUUAUCGUUCUUGGCCCUGACGGAAAGGUUGCCGAGCAAGGCACAUAUGAAGAACUCAGCGCUCGUCCAGACGGAGCUUUCACCAAGCUAAUGGAGUGGCAAUUGAACGGUGGUGAGUCGCAGCCACCAGUCAGUCCCUCUGUCAACUCAGUGGUGGAGGAGAAAUCCUGGGAGCUGCAACCAGAGGGAAAUGUUGGAACCCCUGAAGUAAACAACAAGCCAGAGCAGAAAUAGAGCAUUGUCCUUAGAGCUGGGUCGCAUAUACCCUAUACGGUUUUCUUUAUCUUGUUUUUGUCCUUCUCUUCGCUUCUUGCAUCUAUUUUAGCAGUGUAGAGUACUUCGUCCCCCUCUCAUCUAGUCGAGGCUGACGCUGUGAUGAUGUAUCUAGAUAUGACUGGAUCUGCACAUUUGGAGUGUUUGGAUAUUUGCUUUGAUUCUUGGGUAUGCGUUUCUGUGAUAGUCAUAAUAGAAAUAAUAGAAAGACACCUCUCUCCACU
Aspergillus ochraceoroseus IBT 24754 is the source of this 2800-nucleotide messenger RNA. It is a transcript of the gene mdr2, whose product is annotated as ATP-binding cassette permease mdr2. The coding region runs from base 174 to 2537 and encodes 787 amino acids. Lineage: Eukaryota; Fungi; Ascomycota; Eurotiomycetes; Eurotiales; Aspergillaceae. Gene Ontology annotation, biological process: transmembrane transport. The record is from RefSeq and is a predicted model, not a curated record. The transcript has 3 exons. Gene Ontology annotation, cellular component: membrane. Gene Ontology annotation, molecular function: ATP binding; ABC-type oligopeptide transporter activity; ATP hydrolysis activity.